AUGGAGUCUAUCGGCGACCCAAGGGAGGGGCCGUCGACGGAGCGGGCGUUCGAGGAUCAGCCGCUCCCGCCAUGGUGGCAGCAGGUGACGCUGCGCGCCGUGGUGGCGAGCCUGGCGCUGGGCAUGGUCUUCAGCGGCGUCAUGAUGAACCUGGUGUUCACGUCCGGGAUCAUCCCCACGCUCAACAUCUCCGCCGGCCUGCUCGGCUUCUUCCUCCUCAGGGCGUGGACGCGCCUGCUCGACCAGCUCGGCGUGUCCUACAGCCCCUUCACCCGCCACGAGAACGCCGUCGUCCAGACCUGCGUCGUCGCCUGCGCCAGCAUGACGUACAGCGGGGGAUUCGGGUCGUAUUUGCUGGCCAUGGACCAUAGGACGGCGGAGAAAAUUAACACCGGAGAAUUCGUCGGGAAGAACGUCAGCGAGCCGACGUUCCCUCGGAUGAUGGCAUACUACUUCCUUGUCAGCUUCGUCGGCCUUCUCGCUAUUGUCCCAAUGAGGAAGACGAUGAUCAUCCGCCACCGGUUGACGUUUCCAAGCGGCUCGGCUACGGCUCACCUCAUCAACAGCUUCCAUACCCCUAAUGGAGCGAUGCAAGCAAAGAAGCAAGUGUCGCUCAUGAUCCGGUCGUGCCUGGGAAGCUUGUUCAUGUCCAUUUUCCAGUGGUUCUACACCGGAGGACCUCAUUGUGGCCUCACCGCCUUCCCGUCGUUUGGGCUACAAGCCUUCAAUCGUGGCUUCUACAUCAAUUUGAAUGGAACAUACGUGGGUGUCGGCAUGAUCAGCCCUUACCUGAUAAACAUCUCCAUGCUCGUUGGGGCCAUCAUCUCCUGGGGGGUCAUGUGGCCGUACAUCGAAACCAAAAAGGGCAGCUGGUAUGCCGCCGAUCUCCAGGAAAGCAGUUUACGGGGCAUCAACGGGUACAAGGUGUUUGGUGCCAUAGGCAUGAUUCUUGGCGAUGGCAUCUUCCAGCUUGUGGUGAUCUUGGUGAAGACCCUGCAGACCAUGCGCAACCACCAGCGGGAGGCUGCGGAAACGCUGAGGUCCUUCUCCGACGUGGACGCCAUUCCACGCAACGUGCUCAGCUUCGACGACCGCCGCAGGACGCAGGUGUUCCUCCGGGAACACAUCCCGAGCACCUUCGCCGUCUGCGGCUACGCCGUCCUGGCGUCGCUGUCCACCGUCGCCAUCCCGCACAUCUACAGCCAGGUGCGCUACUACCACGUCGCCACCGCGUACCUGUUCGCGCCCCUCCUGGCCUUCUGCAACGCCUACGGCACGGGCGUCGCCGAGACCAACUUCUCGGCGCAGUACAACAAGCUGGUCAUCCUGCUGUUCGCGUCGUGGAUCGGCAUCAAGAACGGCGGGGUCGUGGGGAGCCUCGUCAUCUGCGGCAUCGUGUCGUCCAUCGUCUCCACCGCCUCCGACUUCAUGUCGGACUUCAAGACGGGGUACCUCACGCUCACCUCGCCGCGCGCGCUCUUCGUCAGCCAGGUCGUCGGCACCGGGAUCGGCUGCAUCAUCAACCCGGCCAUAUUCACCGUGUUCCACCAUUUCUACGAGGACAUGGGGAACAAGAUCUACCAGGUGCCGCUGGCCAAGAUCUACCGCGCCAUCGCCGUGCUCGGCGUCGGCGACCUCGAGCUGCCCAGACACUGCCUUGCCAUGAGCGUCUCCUUCUUCGCCCUGGCGCUGGUCGUCUGCGCGCUGCGGGAGGUGGCCGCGCACUGCAGGUGGCGCGCGCAGCACUACAUCCCGAGCAUCACCGGCAUGGCCAUGUCGUUCCUGCUGGUCCCGGCGGUGGCCAUCGACAUGUGCGUGGGGAGUCUCAUACUCUACCUGUGGGCUAGAACGGACAAGGACGGCGCGCAGGUGUUCGGGCCGGUGCUCGCGUCCGGGCUCAUAUGCGGGGACGGCCUCUUCUCCAUCCCCUACGCGCUGCUCGCCAGAUACGACGUCACGCCGCCCAUUUGCAUAAGGUUUGUGGCUCGAGAACAAAACGAGAAGCUGGACGCGUACCUUGCCACUGUACUUCCAAAAUCCCGAUGA
Molecule: messenger RNA, 2046 nt
Organism: Lolium rigidum
Lineage: Eukaryota; Viridiplantae; Streptophyta; Magnoliopsida; Poales; Poaceae
Product: probable metal-nicotianamine transporter YSL18
Exons: 6
Coding region: 1-2046 (681 amino acids)
Cellular component (GO): membrane
Molecular function (GO): oligopeptide transmembrane transporter activity
Source: RefSeq, a predicted model, not a curated record